GUUUCUACACGCUGCCUGCCAGACUUCAAGGAGAACAAGAAAGGACGUGCGUUUUCUUGGCACUGGCGAACAGCCUGAAUCUGCUACCAUGCACAGAUUAGCUCGUUGCUGAAAACGUUUUAUCAUUGCGAAGGGUUUGUGUGAGAGAGAUGGCUCCGGGGGCUGGCCAGCGCACUUCCAUGCAGAGGUAGAGUAGCCUGUACGCCGAUGCCGCUGCCCGCUGCACGAUGAGCGUAGCCCUGCAAGACCUGCGGAACAACAUGUCCAACUACAGGCGAGCAACCUUUGACGAGGAGGAGAUUCCCGAGAUCCCAGCCGACGGGACCAUCUCUCCCGACAGCGUGGAGGUGGGUUUCCGGCGUGGUGGUAUCCAGCUCCUGGGCCCUCUGGGCCGCCGUACCCAGCUGGAGGUGGUGCUGGGGGGGCUGCUGCUGGCAUCCCUGCUGGUGCUGUUCGGCUGCGCCCUCACCCUGGGCAUCCGCUACAACACAGACCCAGCCCGCAGCCUGUGCCUGACGGAGGCGUGUGUGACGGUGGCCAGUAAGAUCGUGGAGGCUCUGGACCGCGCGGUGGACCCGUGCGUGGACUUCUACCAGUACGCCUGCGGCGGGUGGAACCGCAAGAACCCGCUGCCCGACGGACGCUCACGCUGGAACACCUUCAACAGCAUCUGGGACCAGAACCAGGCCGUGCUCAAACACCUGCUGGAGAACGGCACGUUUAACUCCAGUAGUGAUGCGGAGAGGAAGGCCCAGAACUACUACCUGUCCUGCCUCAACGAGCAACGCAUCGAGGACCUGGGGGCCCAACCACUCAUCGACCUCAUCGCCAAGACGGGCGGAUGGAACAUCACGGGGCCCUGGGACAAGGACAACUUCAUGGAGGUUCUGAAGACGGUGUCCGGGCCGUACAAGGCCGUGCCCUUCUUCACCAUCGGAGUCAGCGUGGACCCCAAGAACUCCAACUCCAACAUCAUCCAGGUGGACCAAUCAGGACUGUUCCUGCCAUCACGUGACUAUUACCUCAACAAGACAGCCAAUGAGAAGGUUCUGAAGGCCUACCUGGACUACAUGGUGGAGCUGGGGCUGCUGCUGGGCGGCCAGAAGAACUCGACGGCGGCGCAGAUGCAGCAGAUCCUGGACCUGGAGACGGCUCUGGCCAACAUCACCGUCCCUCAGGACGAACGCCGCGACGAGGAGAAGAUCUACCACAAGAUCACCAUAGCAGACCUGCAGCUGCUGGCCCCGGCGGUGGAUUGGCUGGACUACCUGAACUCGGCGCUGUCGCCGCUGGAGCUGAACGACACGGAGCCGGUGGUGGUGUACGCCAAGGAGUACCUGCAGCAGGUGUCCGAGCUCAUCAACAAGACGGAGCGCAGUCUGCUGAACAACUACAUGAUGUGGAACCUGGCGCAGAAGGGGGUGACCAGUCUGGACCAGCGCUUUGAGAACGCCCAGGACAAGCUGCUGGAGAGCCUCUACGGAACCAAGAAGUCGUGCACGCCUCGGUGGCAGACGUGCAUCGCGAGCACGGACGACACGCUGGGCUUCGCCCUCGGAGCGCUCUUCGUCAAGGCCACGUUCGACAAGCAGAGCAAGGAGAUCGCCGAGGAGAUGAUCAAUGGGAUCCGCUCAGCCUUUAAGGACUCGCUGGACAACCUGCGCUGGAUGGAUGACCAGACUCGACAGGCGGCCAAGGACAAGGCUGAUGCCAUAUACGACAUGAUUGGAUUUCCGGAUUUCAUCCUGGACUCUAAGGAGCUGGACGACGUCUAUGACGGGUAUGACGUGUCGGAGGACAACUUCUUCCAGAACAUGCUGAACUUCUACAACUUCUCCGCCCGCGUGAUGGCCGACCAGCUGCGCAAGCCCCCGAACAAAGACCAAUGGAGUAUGACUCCGCCUGCAGUGAAUGCCUACUACAUGCCCACCAAGAACGGCAUCGUGUUCCCCGCAGGGAUCCUGCAGGCACCAUUCUAUUCUCAUGACCACCCCAAAGCCCUGAACUUUGGAGGCAUUGGUGUGGUAAUGGGACAUGAACUCACUCAUGCAUUUGAUGACCAAGGGAGAGAGUAUGACAAGGACGGGAACCUUCGACCGUGGUGGCAGAACUCCUCGGUGGACGCCUUUAAGAACCGGACCGAGUGCAUGGUGGAGCAGUACUCCCAGUACACCAUCAACGGGGAGCACAUCAACGGCAAGCAGACCCUCGGCGAGAACAUCGCCGACAACGGCGGCCUCAAGGCCGCAUAUCACGCCUAUAAGUCAUGGGCUCAGACGUACGGAGAGGAGAAGAGGCUACCGGCGGUCAACCUCACCAAUGACCAGCUGUUCUUCGUGGGCUUUGCACAGGUGUGGUGUUCGGUGCGUACCCCCGAGAGUGCCCACGAGGGCCUGGUGACCGACUCCCACAGCCCGCCCAAGUACCGUGUGAUUGGCACCCUGUCCAACUCGCCGGAGUUCGCCGAGCACUUCCAGUGCCCCCGCGGCACCCCCAUGAACUCGGGCCACCGCUGCGAGGUCUGGUAGGGGCGCGCCCACCCUGCCACGUCAGCGUCCGUCCACAGGGGGGCGCCAGUCUGCCAGUCUUUUCCUGCAGAACACGGUCUGAGGAGAGAAGAGGAGGAGGAGGAGGAGAAAAUGGGCAGAUUUCCAAGCACUGGACUUUUUUUUCUUUUCAUUUCUGUUUGUUGUUGUGUUGUUGUAGUAGUUGUUGUUGUUGUUGUUGUUGUUGUCGCUGUUGUCUGUGUUGUUGUUUUGGUAAUGAUGCUGGACUCUGGACGGCGAUGUCUGAUGAGCGAGUCUGGACUGGAGAUGACUCUAGAGAGAGAGAGAGCACACUGACGGAAGAUGGUUGUAUUUUCCAGUGUUUGGAGGCACCCAUAGCUUUCUCUCUCUCUUUCUCUUUUUCUUUCCCUCUUUAUUGCUCUCUCUCUCUCUUCUUUCUGCAGAGCCUCACUGGCCCCUCGUGUGCUUCUUUUAUUUAUUGUUUGCUGGACUGACGAGCGGAGGGCGGGGCCGGGUGUCAGAGAAGCAGAGCCCUCCUGCCCUCGACUCUCCGCGCUUCUGUGUGUGUUGUUUUGCUAUGUGCCCUGUUUACAACCUCAUUCUCUGGUGGACUGAAAAAAGAAAAAAAAAAAAAAACGAUUGUGAGGUCACAGAUGGAGCUGUGAUGCAUUAAGGACCCUAUAGAGAAGGGUAGCACUCAUCGUCAUGACAAUGAAGCAUUCUGUCUUUGUGACCUCAUGAAAAGAGGCCCUCCUUACAUGUGUGACCUCACAGGAAGUGUUCCGUAGUGUCUGUGACCUCACAGGGGGAAAAAACAGUUGUUUACUGUGCGACCUCAAAAGGGCAUGCCAUGUUCUUCUUGGGUGGUAAAUAUGAACGCAGGGGUGCCCACCACUAGCUUAUCUGCCCUCACUGGUGUGUAUCUGUGUGUCUGUGUGUGUGUGAGUGUGUGUGUGUGUGUGUGUGUGUGUGCUUUGACAUUGGCAUAUUUUAUUGUUGACAAGGUUGGAAUGGGACUCAUUUCAAACUGCUUCUUGCCAAAGAAUGUCUUCUUUUUUUUCCUCUUUGUUACCAGCGUUCCGCUGGUGUUCUGCUGUUCCACUGUUCCGUGCGUGAUAUCCUCGACUCUUCCCGCCUCUACUCAGCGAAGAUUGCAUUUGUGCCCACAGCCUGUGCUGUAUGUAGGGUGGGAUUAGGAUAGAUAAAGACUCAUGGCUCUAUUUUGAGGGUAGUAACAGUUUCAAAUCCCAAUCCUGACUGUGUAAAUCCUAAUAUUUGCUCCAUAGUUAAAGCAGACAAGUAGGCUGAGGUUUAGACACACGGAGGUAUUCACUAAUUACGGGGUGCUCAGCAGUGCAUGGCAGGGAAUCCGAGCAUACUAAUUAGCUGACUUCAGGUUCAGUAUCACUUCAGAAAUAUUUGGCGGCACACAUUGUAGUAUUGGUACAUUAACGUUGUGUUAUCAUCCUUGAAAUAGAGCCUUUGAUGUAUGUGUGUGUGUGUGUGUGUGUGUGUGUGUGUGUGUGUGUGUGUGUGCGCGCACACUGUACUGUAUGUGUGUGCGCACGUGUGAAGAAUUAGUUAUGUGUUGAUGUGCAGUCACGCCCCUCAACACUACAUUGAUUUAAUAUCUGAUGUUAGGUCUGCCGACUCGACUCCAAAUGAAAACGAAAUAAGGGGAUUUUUUUAUUUGUUAUUUUUUCUCCUUAGCUUUCACACAGCCCUCCAACUGGGGGCAAAGUCUCUGGAUAGAUGUUUGUUGUGUUUUGAACUAUUUUAACUGUGGGUUGAACAAUACACAACUGGAUAACACAAAUAAUUUAGCCUAGCCUGUGUGUCUGGGCAGGGUGUUGCAGGAGACACAAUCGAUAUAGCUUUCCUGCUAGCAGGUGAACUGACUCCAGAGUCAAAUUCAGGUCUGAUCCGGUUCUGGUUAAUAAUCUGAUUUGGAUUCCGAUUCUGGGUUUUACCUGAUGACCAGUUGUUCUGGAGUAAAUCCAGUUAGUUCAGGACCCGUUGAGUUCCGUUGUAGGCAGUUUUCUUGGCUAACAGAGAUCUUUGAACUGACUGACUUUCUCAGACACCUGUGUUUGCAAAACACAGACUGCUUGUACACAUUGCCACAGUGAAGAAGUAACAGAUUUUCACAUAGUAUGUGUGUUUUGUUUUCUUUUUUGCUGAUUUUUUGUUUGUUUGUUUUGUACCUGAGGGCAGAAAGGAACCAAAACCCUUUAGACAUUAACUCAUCCCUCCUGUAUGGCUCCCCCUGGUGGCUGGGUUUCUGUGAGGUGAGCGCUUACAUUCUCUUACAAUCAGUGACCGCUCAGCCAAUGAAAGGACAGUAACAGAUCAGUAACCAUCCUCACCAACCAACCCCACAGCUCACAGCACCAGAAAUUACCAAACUGUGAGUGUGUGUGGGCAUUCUUAGGAACUAACAGAAAAAGGCGGUAAUAGUGGGGAGGGAUGCGUAGUUGAGGGAACUGGUCUAUGAUGACCUGUGGAGUCAAAGGUCAAAGGUCAGAUCAGGGCGGAGGUCACGUGGGAGGAUGAAAGGUCAUGUGGGUUGGUAUUUAGGGUGGAUUAUAGGGUUUAGCCUUAAAUAAAUGUAGAUAGUAAAUGAAGAAAGAUAUGAAUAAAUAUAUAUUUAAAGUGCAAACAUAAUUGAAAACUUGAAGUGUGUAAAAGCCUUUAAUUAGCCAAUCCAUGCCAUUAAGUGUUUCUGGACUCUUUCUGGACUUCUGGACUUAGUGUCUCGGUCCCAUUCACCCCCUCUAGAAGUUCUGCCCUGGCGCUGGUCAUUCGGCCCAGUAAGGGCUUCGGCACUAGGACCCAGGAGGACACAGGGCCAACGAGAGACGCCAGUUCAUCCCAAAUGUUUCCCUGAUGUCCUGAAUGCUGCUGAGUUGGAAGGCAGGAGUGGCUGCCCACAUUGCCGCCAGUUCGAGCCCAGAUGUGGCGCAAAUCCGUUUUGGCCUUGAUCUGGGAGUGCCACUUUUUGUUUGUAUGUUUGUUUGUUUGUUUGUUUGUUUUGAUGUGCCAUUAUUAAGGAUGGUAAUAUGCCAUGCGAUUCAAAAGGGCAGACCAGGUCCUUGAGUUUUCUAAGGCCAUGAUUAAUGUGUUCCCAUAAUGAAGUUGUGGAGUGUUGCCUUAUUUGAUUUAACAAGCAUACUUGCUCUUAAUUGUCUUCGGCAUUGUUUAUCUCUGCUCCACCUCCCUCUUUUUUUGUUUUGUUUUGUUUUUAUCUUUGUAUUGAUGUAAAACUGUCCUUAAGUAUUUUACUCCUAAAGUCAGAUUUCUUUCUUUUUUUAUUAUUAAAAAAAAGGAAUUUCUCAUCUUUCUAGCCCUGGACAGUGUGCCACCCACCCAGCCUGUAGUACAACAUUCCGUAUAGUACGCACCUGUAAACAGAGAAAAAGGAACCGAAAUAAAGUAUAUACAUUGUA
This is a messenger RNA of Sardina pilchardus (European sardine), 5953 nucleotides long. It is a transcript of the gene ece2b, whose product is annotated as endothelin converting enzyme 2b. Bases 228 to 2528 code for a protein of 766 amino acids. The record is from RefSeq and is a predicted model, not a curated record. NCBI's taxonomy places the organism in Eukaryota, Metazoa, Chordata, Actinopteri, Clupeiformes, Clupeidae. Gene Ontology annotation, molecular function: metalloendopeptidase activity. Gene Ontology annotation, cellular component: plasma membrane. The transcript has 20 exons. Gene Ontology annotation, biological process: protein processing.